AUGAACCCCAGCCCAACUCACCAAAAGGCUCAGCUGCACGAAGUCGCAGACUUGAUGCUGGAGAUCUACCAGACCCUCGUUGACAUGCGAUACCUUGAUCCUAUGAGUAUCCAGAUGGGACCACACAACCUCACAGCACUCAACCCGCAGUUCCAAGAGUUGGACAUCGACCCCGCGGUCCAGUAUCUGUACAGCAUCCUGCCCUACAUCGACACAUCACUCGAUGGCACCGCAGACUUUCUUCACGGCGGCGAGUUUGCCGACUUUUUGCGACCCCGAGCAGGUGAAUCAGGGCCGCGAUCCCUUCUACGGCUGGGGAACCACGGGAGCGUGAUCGUCUACGAUGCGCGUCGGCACCUCAUAUGGAUCAUCGACCAGGAGGGCUGGGCGACGACCGACCUGGCGCUGCAGGAGGUCGAGGCCAAGGACCCCCAAUCGCCGAACCGGAACAGUUUCGAGCACAUCCCGCACCGUCCGGCUGGGGAUGCUCUUCGCGAUAUUGUGCGCUGGUAUCGCGGGCUCGACGAAAUUCCUCCACGAUGGGAGUUUGCGUGGUAUGACUGGUCGGUCGAACCGUAUGGCGUGCCCGUGCGGGCUCUGUACGAGAAGAAUGGAUGGCCGGAUGAGUUUGAUGGGGAUGCAUUCGAAGUCGAUUACACGCGGGCGUACGCUCGUCUUGAGGUUGACGAGUUCUCGCAGGAGCCGAUUGUCGACGUGGAGCGCCGUCGUGAUGCCGUCGAGUAUGCUGAGGGCUCCAUCACGCAUUGGAUUGAAUCGCUGGCCCGGGCGCAGACUAAGGAAGAGCAGUGGGAGGCGCGGUGGGCUAUCUGGGGCAGUGAGCGCGCACAUGCCAAUGCUGAAGACCAUCUGGUGCUGGCGGAGCGGUUAGCGAAAGCGCUGUGCCCGGGCGAAGUGUGUAUGCGGUCCCAGGAUCGUCCGCUGUGGGAGCUGCAGUGGUUGCGCGAGGAGGUCGAGAUACUGGAGUCUGAGGUUCGCGCGAUCGGAACAGAGUGGACUGCUGUGUAUGGCGAAGUGGAGGACGACAUCCCCCGUGAGCAGUGGGAGAUGGAGCGAUAUGCGGCGGAAAGACAACUGGCCGUCUACCAGAACGCGUACGAGGCCGCCCGCUUGGACGCGGAGCGGCUUUGUCCCGGUCAGACCUUCCAGUCAGUCACUGGAAGGGAAAAAUGGGAGUGGACGGUGAAAAUGGACCGACACCAUUUGCUUGACGGUAUGAUGGUCUGUCGUGAGCUGGCGGCUGCCAAAGCAUUUCUGGAUCAGCUCCCCGAUGACGUUCCAGCCGUUCGAUCGAGUGUUAUCGAAUUUAUCGAACAUGAUGUGUCCUGGCUCAAAACCUCGGGCUUGGACUUGCCUGAAAUCAAAAGGAUACUGGCUGGUCUUCCGGCCUGAGAGGUAGUGAAUACCAUUUAUUUCUUUGGUUUGAGGACGUGAUCUCUGAGCGUAGGCGUGCGCCCCGGCAUAAUAAUCGGUCCCAUUUUCUGUUCUACACAACAGAUAAAAUAUUGGGCAUCUACGAACCAAUCUUCUGGAGGUCGGCAGCAAGAGAGAUCAUGAAUAUGUAGCACUUUACUGUAGGGGAGUGUUUCGAACUACCAGCACCCAAAAUGUAUUAUUAAAUUAAUGAUCCAUAGUGCGGCCACUCAUGGCCAGCGAUGUCAAC
This is a messenger RNA of Aspergillus homomorphus CBS 101889, 1681 nucleotides long. RefSeq lists its product as uncharacterized. The record is from RefSeq and is a predicted model, not a curated record. Bases 1 to 1410 code for a protein of 469 amino acids. The transcript is spliced from 2 exons. Lineage: Eukaryota; Fungi; Ascomycota; Eurotiomycetes; Eurotiales; Aspergillaceae.